Carlito syrichta (Philippine tarsier) is the source of this 4858-nucleotide messenger RNA. It is a transcript of the gene EEIG2, whose product is annotated as family with sequence similarity 102 member B. The transcript is spliced from 11 exons. The record is from RefSeq and is a predicted model, not a curated record. Bases 58 to 1140 code for a protein of 360 amino acids. Lineage: Eukaryota; Metazoa; Chordata; Mammalia; Primates; Tarsiidae.
GAGCUGAGGCGGAGGCCCCUGGCCGCGCGCCCCGCUCGCAGGCGCCGGGUGCUCACGAUGAUGAAGAAGAAGAAGUUCAAGUUCAAGGUGGACUUCGAGCUCGAGGAGCUCUCUUCGGUGCCCUUCGUCAACGGCGUGCUCUUCUGCAAGAUGCGGCUGCUGGACGGUGGCAGCUUCGCGGCCGAGUCCUCCAGGGAGGUGGUACAAGCAAACUGUGUGCACUGGAGAAAGAAGUUCUCGUUUAUGUGCAAGAUGAGUGCAAGUGCGGCCACCGGCGUCCUGGAUCCUUGCAUCUACAGAGUGUCUGUGAGGAAGGAAUUAAAAGGUGGGAAGACUUAUGCAAAGCUGGGCUUUGCAGAUCUAAACCUGGCAGAGUUUGCUGGAUCAGGAAGUACCACUCGUCGCUGUUUACUGGAAGGCUAUGACACCAAAAAUACAAGACAGGACAAUUCUAUCCUUAAAGUUUUGAUUAGUAUGCAGCUGAUGUCUGGUGACCCAUGUUUUAAAACGCCUCCCUCCACAUCCAUGUCUAUCCCAAUUGCUGGGGAAUCUGAAUCUCUGCAAGAAGAUAGAAAAGGUGGAGAGACCCUCAAGGUUCAUCUUGGAAUUGCAGAUCUUUCCACAAAGAGUGCCUCCGUUCCAGAUGAACUUGGUGCCUGUGGGCAUUCUAGAACAUCAAGCUAUGCAAGCCAGCAGUCAAAAGUGUCAGGUUAUAGCACCUGUCACUCCCGGUCAUCUAGUUUCUCUGAGCUCUGCCACAGGAGAAAUACCUCAGUGGGAAGCACCUCAACAGGGGUUGAGAGUAUUCUCGAGCCAUGUGAUGAAAUGGAGCAAAAAAUCACAGAGCCAAAUCUUGAUACGGCUGAUAAAGAAGACACGGCUUCAGAAAAAGUCAACAGAUGCCCAGUGAAACAAGAUUCUGUAGAAUCUCAGCUGAAGCGAGUUGAUGACACCAGAGUGGAUGCAGAUGACAUUGUGGAGAAAAUAUUACAGAGUCAGGACUUCAGUCUGGAUUCCAGUGCAGAAGAGGAAGGACUGAGGUUAUUUGUGGGGCCUGGGGGAAGCACAGCCUUCGGAAGUCAUCACCUUCCAAAUAGGGUGGGGUCUGGAGCCUAUGAACAAGUUGUGAUCAAACGCUAGAAGUCAAGCUGGUGAACCAUAGUUUCCCUGUGGACUUAAGAUGGAACUAAUUGUGUAUAGAGGGAUUUUAUCCAAGUACUUACUAGAAAUUCAACUUAUGAAAAAGAUGAAUCAUCUCUCAAGAGGAAAGCCAGUGCCGGUUUCUUCUCUGGAGGCACCCACUACCCUGCCACCCUCCAGAGGGAAAUGUCCACAUGGUAGUCUCAAGGCAUUUGCCACGCGUGUACCCUGGAAGCCUGUGGCUUCUGUGGUCACUGCAUGUGAUCAUGAAAAGCCUGCUUUUUCUUCAAAAACACCCCAGUAGGGAAGACAGCAUGAUACAUAUUUGAGUAUAAUUUUAGUAUUCAAGUGUAAAAUCUGUGAUAAAGGUGCUCAACAGAUUUGGGCUCUAUGGGAUUGUUUUUUUCCCCACUAAUUUUAUGUCUGAGAGAUAAUAAAUGGAUGUAAUUUAAACCCUAUAAAUUCUGUCACGAUAGUUCCAAUUGCUGUGAAGGAAACCUUCCAUAUUAUACCACCUACAGUAUUGUACUGAGUUUAUUCACUCUUGAAACCAUCAUUCAUAUAGCAUGGGUGCCCAUGCUUUGGGACAAUGUUAGAUCACAAUUUAAACAUGUAAAGUGCUUUCUAAUAAUUCUAAAUGUAUCCGUUGUAAACCAAAUGACAAGUGAGUGUAAGUCUGAGCUGUGUGAAUGGACGCAAUGCUUUUAUAAUGCAGUAAUAUUGUUCCUUGUUCGUAUUAGAUGAGCUGUAGGACCCUACUAGCGAUAUGGAAAAGAUUCAAAGUAGAUUUCAUAUUCAGUAUGUUAGGUUAGCUUAAGGCACCCUCACAGAAGAACUGUUUUAACUCGCCGAACACUAAGGUCUGCCCUAUUUCAGGAAUGGAAAUGUAGAAAAAAGAGGAAUGUUGUGAUGUGACCCAAAAGAGGGAAGCAUUUUCUAUGUAAAUUCAGACCUAUCUGAAACUGCAGAUGAUUCUGCCAUGGGAGUGGGUAGCAGUCGAUGGCUGCUUACCAUGACUGAUGAUGACGGGUUGUUUUCUGUUUUCACUCUCUGUGACUAGAUCCUGUGUUUUCUUCUUUGCUAAUCAGAAGUUAGUUAUUUUGGCAAGAGCAGACUAUAACAUACAUCAAAUAUAGCUUUUAAAAUGAUAAUACCUGGUCUGGGUCCAGUUUAGCAGUACAGCAGAUAAACGUUAAGCUUUUCUGGUCUUAUAUGACAGGUUCCAAGUAGAAAGAUCUAAACUUCCUUGGAAUCCGUCAGUGAAGAAAAAUGUAGAUUCUGUAGAACUAGCAGUACCCCAAUUCUUUACUUUCAAAAUCAUGCCCAAGACAGAUAUGUCAAAAGAGGUGACUCGGGCCUCAGAUAAGGGGGAAAUGGUAUUCGUUUAAUCUCCACAUUCAGAGUUUGGGAAAAUUUUGAAUAGUUAAUGUUAGGAUUUCGUUUAUUUUAAAAAAUAUUUCGUGGGGAUAGUGGGUACACUUAGGGCCCAGACCAAAAACUAUUUGUAUUCCCUAAAGCUAUGGAAAUAAAAGAAUAAAUAAAAUAUUUCAAUGAUGGGAUGUUCCACAUUAAUCCAAUACUAUUUUAACAAGAAUAGAUUCUGGAAUUUUUAAAAAGAUGGCGCUAUUUUAUAUUUUAAAAGUUGAGAGAGAGUGGUUUUCUGAGUUAUUGGUUAUACUUUUUAUUUUUUAAGAUUUACUUUUAAGAAAAAAACAUUGAACAUUUUAGUCUAGCCAAGACAAAUGUUACCUUAAGCAGUAAAGACUUACCGUCUGCACAUGAACUGAUCUAUUCACUGUAUAUUAUGGGAAAAAUCAAAGAAAGGUUUGUAUAGAGAUAUAAAGACAUUAUUUAGAGAUUUAUUAUGACUUUUUUAAAAACAUAUUUUUGUAUUUUCAAAAUAUUAUUUCAGGCUAUAUUUUUUAUUGGCGCUUCUGCAGAUAAUUCUGCAGUUUUGAAAAUGAUGAAACUAGAUUGUGAGUGGGGUUCAGUGAGGACAUUCAUGAGACAUCUCGAAGGUGCUGUCAUCAGGGCCGUGCCCACCUUCCUCACCGUUCACUGCCUUUGGCCCUACACCUUAACCCAAGAUUAAUUCUCAGGAUUUUAAAUGGUACUGGACUUUUUUUUUUCCUAGUAGAGAGAUUUUGAAAAGCGUAAAAAGCAUGCCUUUGUCAUUUUCGCAACCACCAGAUACAUCUUGAUUUAUGUAGUAGUAAUUAUAAGAAAUGGUUUAAUAAAUAGAAACACUGAUUAGGAAUUUUUAAAAAGGACUAAGGCCUCUCUGUCCUUCAUAGUCAGUAAAAGCCUGGAUUCAUUUUAUUCUGUUUUGUGCUCUGCUGGCGUACUCUGCCCUCAAACUUCAGUGCAGUCCUUUCAGAAUAUUUGCUAGGGGUGCCUUACCUGCUGUUUACCCUCUCCUUAGAGCAUGUAUUGUUUAGUAUCUUAGCCACGUAGCUGUUGAAAAAAAUCUGCUAAUUAAAUAUAAGUCUGCUUUUGAUUCUGUUUUGAGUAUAGAAAACUGGACUUGAAAAAGCAGAUUCUUAAUACAAUGAUCUUUAAACAUUAAUGUCCAAUUUGAAAUCAGUCUUAGAGAACUUGCAGAUGUAUGAGACACUUUUUCUAAUUCUAUGCUAAGAGAAAGGCUCAUGGGAUUAUAUAUCUGUGUAUCUGUGAUAAGGAAGAGUCUUAAAUACCUUGUUGGGGAGAAUGCACCGGCCAGUCAGGAGAACCCCCUUCCUGUAACCAGAACUGGUGACUGAGACCAAACAAGAUGAGAAACACAUAAGGGACAGAGAAGGUUCUGGGCCAUUGUUUAAACUUGAAUGGCCGAAGCCCCUUUGUGGUGGUUUUGAAGCUUCUGUAUACAGUCAAUGUAGAUUCAUAAUUAUUGUAUGAAAAAGUCUUGACCAAGAAUCAAUCCUAAAUGCUGCCAUCCUAUUCCAGCAUAACACUCCCAGAAUCCUGUCCAAACUGUACAUUCUUUUGCCUGUGCUUUUUUUGUAUAAAAUGGUGAGCCACAGAGGUUGACCACUUAGUCCACUGGUUGCUAGAAAGAAAAAGAAAAUUUCAAACGACCCUCCAGUCAAAGCAUGUUCAAAUUCAGGCAACAGUGAGUUUUAAUCAGUUAAAACAUCCAGAAGCAAUUUUAGACUCCUGGACUCCAUGCUAAUUAGACCCCUUUGCAAGCUCAAGCUGACAGUAUUAUGAAGUACUUCACUGAGGUGGGGGCAGCAACACUUAGACAGAUCAGGCUCGUGCGGUAGGAUUGGACUGUAUUUUCUUAACAGAUCUUUAAUUUGAGCAGUUCAGAAAGUAUGCACAGUCCUUCUAGGUGGUAUGUCCCAUGAACAGAAUCAAGUACUGUACUUGAAAUUGUACUAUGCCACUACUUACGUGUUGACUUAGGUACUAUGUAUAAUGUUAAUAGCAGAAAUGUCAAAAAAUAGGAAGUCUAAAACAAAGGGUGAAAUAUGCCUAUAUUAAACCUGUUGUAAGACUGCUCUGGAAAUAAAGGCUUUAUCCCCUUAUAUACUGAUUUUCCUAAGAUAAUGUAUACACAGAUUUUCAAUGCUCGUGUGGGUUGUCUAUGUAGUUACUCCCCAUACUACAAAGCUGACAAAAUGUUGCAUUUACACACUAUUCUGCAUUUAAAAUGUUUGUCUUCUUUUUUUUCUUUUUUCUUUUUUUGAGUGGGAGUCUCACUGUUACCCAGGCUGGA